GUAUUGCGUAUGUUCUGUCUCUUACGGGCGCACGCGUGUAGCUCAUCUAGUUGAUCCUAACAUCUAUGUAUGAAGUAGAGUUUCUAUUUCAUUCUUUGAUUCUCUUUUACAAAUGUCAAUAAGGUUUUUUGCGUUUAAGAGGUUUUAUUUGUAUCUUAAAUACUUUGUUAGGAUCAGCUGAAACAUGCUUGUCAAAUUGUUAGUGUCACUAACACUGUCAAACAAUAGUGGAUGCGCACGACCCGAUACAAGUUACGAAGUGAAGUUCACAAAUUGCUCGUAGUUUGAUUAAACUUGUGGUGAGGUUUCAACGCAUCCUGACGCUUCAAGAGUUAUUAAUUUUGUUCAUAAAAUCAUUUCUCUGCUCUGACUUUGUUCUCAUAUCAGAAAAAUUAUUUUCUUGCAAUGGACUCUCUUAAAAAGAACUGGUUUACUGAGGCAUGCGAAUUAUGGCCUGGAGGCACGUUUUCGUUCGAAGUGAAGGAGGUGCUUUGUGAUGAGAAAUCUGAAUACCAACACGUUCAAGUUUUUGAUACUACAAGUUUAGGCAAAGUUUUGGUACUGGAUGGGAUCAUACAGUGUACUGAAAAAGACGAAUUUUCUUAUCAGGAGAUGAUAUCAUUCCUGCCUUUAUGUUGCCACAAAAAUCCUGAAAAAGUACUAAUUGUGGGUGGAGGUGAUGGGGGAGUAGCCAGAGAGGUGGCCAAGCAUCCCAAAGUGAAACAAAUUGUACAGGUGGAAAUCGACGCAAAAGUAAUAGAAGUAUCAAAGAAACACCUCGCCUUCAUGGCCAUAGGCUUCGACAGUCCAAAGCUGACGCUGCACGUGGGCGAUGGCUUCGAGUUCAUGAAGCAGCACAGCGCAGAGUUCGACGUGAUCAUCACCGACAGCAGCGACCCCGUCGGCCCGGCCGUCAGUCUCUUCCAGGAAAAUUACUUCAGCUUGAUGAAGAGUGCGUUGAGGGAGGGCGGGAUUGUGUGCUCGCAGGCGGGAACUAUUUGGAAUGAUUUGCAACUUGUCAGGAGUACGCUGAGCCAUUGCAGAAAACAGUUCCCCUCGGCGGCCUACGCCUACGCGUCAGUACCGACCUAUCCGUCCGGCCAGAUCGGGUUUGUGAUCGGCUCUCUUACACCCAACGCGCGCUUCGACGUUCCCACCAUUACCUUUACUAAAGACGAGGAAGCCGCCAUGAAACUGAGGUACUACAACUCGGAAGUGCACAAGGCUGCGUUCGUGUUGCCGACGUUCGUUAAAUAUCAGCUCGCGUAGGUACUUAACUCGGAAAGGUUCUAGAAAACGGUACAUUUAAGCAUAGUUGAUGAAUGAUGUAUAACUUCAUUGUACAAUGAACAUUUUUUACUUAGUUACGAGUUAAAUAUGGUAAUGAUAGUGCAUAUCGUAUACUCAACGUUAAUGUACCUACGUCAUGUGUACCUAUACUCUUUAGUUUUCAAGCGAAGCCAGUUUUCAAAAGAAGGUUCUGUUUAUCCAUUAUAAUUCCUAUGACCCUAGGCAGAAUAAUGAACUGUACAUCCUACUAAUCAGCGGUAUUUUAUACCUGUCUUAUUAUUAGCGCGUGCCGGCUUAGUCCAGUACCUACAUUUCAUUAUGUAUCUACUGUUUAGGGCCGCAGUGAUGACCAAUACAUUUUAUAAAACAGUGAUUUUCAUGCGGUUCACCUAUCAAUAGAGUGAUUCUUGAGCAAGGUUUAGGUGUAAAAUUUGUUAACCCGUGCGUGCCGGGGCCGGUCACUAGUGUUAGAUAAAUAUUUAAUAGCUUUCUGAAUCUUUUUUUAUAGCGACUUCGGUUUGCGAUUUCUGAUACAAUAAAAUCUCAAACUAGCUCAGCUUGUAAACAGACUACUUUCGUAGCGUGUGCCGCUGUGUUAAGCGAAUUUUAUACGUACCUACUCCACUGACUCUAAAUUAUGAAAUAACAAAUUGAGUAUUUUCUCUCGUGCAUGAACAGUUUUAUUAGAACAAAAUCAAAUGUGAAAUACCCAAGUUUUUAUACCCAUUAGGUAUAGUGAAUGCAUAUGAAAAGGCAUUUCAUUCUGUUGUUGUUUUUUAUAGAUGUUUUCACUGUUGGCUAAUUGUUAAUUUUUACUUAUUUGUGUAGUCAUUCCAUUUGUACCGCUCCGUACAAAACUUUCACAAGCGAUUUUUAUGUAUAGUAUCUAAAAAAAUAUUUUUAUACAAUUGUUCAAAAUUGUUCCAUCUAUUCGGAAUCGAAGGUACCGAUAUAAUUGACAUACUGAUAUAUCUAAGGACGGGCCUUACGGACAAUAAGAAUGGGGCCAGUACAGCGGUGUCACGCACACGAAUUCGAACCAAUCGUGCAGUCUAACGCCGCCACACGAUUGGUUGAUGAGUUCGCACCACGCGCGCGAUUGGUCGUAACAGUGACACCACUGAACUGGCGCCAUUCUUAGUGCCCGUAAGGCCCGUCCUACGUUAUACGUCCUAGGUUAUAUGUCAAUAACCGAUAUAUUUUAAUAGGGCCAUGGUUAUAGUGUAAGACUGAAUCUUAUAAGACCAUACAUAUUUGCGCUUUGAUAUUUACGAGGACGCGUUUGAAGCUCGUCUCAUUGCUGACAUUCCAUGUUUUUAUAGGUAAUAAACAUAACGUACAAGACUACAAGCAUACUUAUAAUACAUAAGUAUACAAUAUAAUAGUGAAUUUAAGAAAAUAAAAUGCAUUUACACUAAUAGGAAAGAUUUGCUCAGAAUCAAUAUAAUACGAUAUUUUUAUACAUAAUUUUGUAUAUUUAUAAAACAUUUAUGUAAAAGUUAAAUCGAUGACAAUAAAUUAUGUUUUUUA
Molecule: messenger RNA, 2820 nt
Organism: Cydia pomonella (codling moth)
Lineage: Eukaryota; Metazoa; Arthropoda; Insecta; Lepidoptera; Tortricidae
Gene: SpdS
Product: spermidine synthase
Exons: 5
Coding region: 406-1269 (287 amino acids)
Biological process (GO): spermidine biosynthetic process
Cellular component (GO): cytosol
Molecular function (GO): spermidine synthase activity
Source: RefSeq, a predicted model, not a curated record